Scomber scombrus (Atlantic mackerel) is the source of this 1725-nucleotide messenger RNA. RefSeq names its product rac GTPase-activating protein 1-like. NCBI's taxonomy places the organism in Eukaryota, Metazoa, Chordata, Actinopteri, Scombriformes, Scombridae. The transcript has 14 exons. The coding region runs from base 1 to 1725 and encodes 574 amino acids. The record is from RefSeq and is a predicted model, not a curated record. Gene Ontology annotation, biological process: signal transduction.
AUGUCCUCUAUGGAGGAGGCAGAGCUGGAUGAUCCGGGGGAAUCUUCACCUAUAUCCCUGGCAGAGGUCUCUGAGGUAAUUAAACAGCUUUGUUCACUUGGAGAGGGUCUACAACCUAAGUCAGACCUGGUCUCAGUGGGUGUUGGGCUCCAUCAGGGCUGUCCCUGGUCUCUGAUCCUGUUUGUGAUCUUCAUGGACAGAGUCUCAAGGUUCAGCCGGGGGGAGGAGAGAGUCCAGUUUUGGUUUAACUCUUCUUCUGUCAGGUUGUGUGUCAUCGACGAGUCUUCGUUCCUGUCGCACUCGGACAUCAGCUACGAUCGCACAGAUGACGACGUGGACGUGGACACAUCUGUGAUUAAACCGCUGAGGUCUCGGGCCAGAGAGAGAAGGAGAUCGUCGAUGGGUGUGACUGUCGCCGCUGUGGUUGGGAGGCGAGGGAGAAGCGGGAACAUGUUUACAGAGCCGCUGGAGAGGAGAACGGUGGAGAAGGAGGUGGAGACGAUCGUGGAGGCGUCGGUGUCGACUCCGGACGCUCGAGCGAAGAUUCACAUGGUUGUGGGAAUCACACAGGGGAGCCCCGACAACCCGACCCUCUGCAUCACCCAGGAGUGUGCUGUUUCAGACUGUGAUGAAGGAGGAGGAGUAGGAGACGACACAUCGGUGUGGUGUCCGUGUGAUGAGCCUGAACCAGAACCAGAACCUGAACCUGAAGCGAGGCUGGAGGAGAGCAUCAUCAUCAGAGCCGAGAAAACUCCCAAACAUGUUUUUGUUUCUAAAACGGUGAUCUGGACCGAGACGUGCUCGCCCUGCGGCAAGAGGAUCCGCUUUGGGAAGAUCGCCAUGAAGUGCAGGAAGUGCCGAGUGAUCGCUCAUCCAGAGUGUAAACAGAAGUGUGUCACCGUCUGCUCGGCCGCCACACCAGGAACUACGGCUCAGACGAACUCGCUGGAAAGUUUCGCUCCGUUGAAGCAUCCCAGAGUUCCUCAGCUGAUCAUCGAGUGUGUGACUGAGAUCGAGAGGAGAGGACUGCAGGAGCGGGGUUUGUACAGAGUUCCUGGAGGUGAGCGGCUCGUGAAGGAUCUCAAGGAUCGCUUCCUUCAGGGGAAAACUCCGCUCAUGCUCAGUAGAGUUCAGGACGUCCACGUGCUCUGCGGACUCCUCAAAGACUUUCUGAGGACGCUGAAGGAGCCGCUGGUCACCUUCAAACUGCACCGCACCUUCAUGGAGGCAGGAGAGAUGUCCGAUGCAGACAGCAGCACUGCAGCCAUGUUUCAGGCUGUAGCAGAGCUGCCGAAAACCAACAAAGACACGCUGGCUUUCCUCAUGCUGCACUUUCACAAGGUCAUGAGGAGUCCUCGGUGUCAGAUGGACCAGAACAAUCUGUCCCGGGUGUUUGGACCGACUCUGGUGGGACACGGGACGUCUGCGCCGCCUCCGGCAACCAUCCUGAGAGACACACUCACUCAGGCGAAGGUUGUUUGCCGAUUGUUGGCUUUCCCUGAAGAGUCGUGGAGACGCAUCCUCGACAUCCGCACCAACCAGACCCCAUCUUCAUCUUCAUCAUCAUCCUCCACCACCAAGACCAGCAGCCAGGUCGAAGGGAACGUUCGGCUCUUCCAGCCGCUGACGUCUCCGGAGUUGAACAGCUACUACACGGCUGCCGGCAGACGAUCAGUGAGAGGACCGAUCAGGAACCAGGGAGCCGCUUCAGGAGGCAACACGUAA